This is a messenger RNA of Zophobas morio, 2640 nucleotides long. It is a transcript of the gene Vps35, whose product is annotated as vacuolar protein sorting-associated protein 35. Bases 106 to 2523 code for a protein of 805 amino acids. NCBI's taxonomy places the organism in Eukaryota, Metazoa, Arthropoda, Insecta, Coleoptera, Tenebrionidae. The record is from RefSeq and is a predicted model, not a curated record. The transcript is spliced from 7 exons. Gene Ontology annotation, biological process: intracellular protein transport; retrograde transport, endosome to Golgi. Gene Ontology annotation, cellular component: retromer complex; late endosome; retromer, cargo-selective complex.
UACUCAUUUAUCACAAUAAAUGACAUUCCCUAAUUUAGUCUCUUUCUACCCGUCAUGUUGGCACGACCACUGACAAAUUAAUCACCAAGAGGAGGUUUGGUGUUAAUGCCUAUCAAAAUGCCCACCACUCCGCCCCAGAUAUCCCCCGUGGAAGAUCAGGAGAAGUAUCUCCAAGAUGCGUUAGGGGUGGUCAAAGCGCAAGCUUUUCACAUGAAGAGGGCCCUCGACAAGAAUAAGCUAAUGGACGCUUUAAAGAACGCAAGUGCCAUGCUUGCCGAAUUGCGGACGUCUCUACUAUCACCCAAGAGUUACUACGAGCUUUAUAUGGCCAUCACAGACGAGCUGAGACAUUUAGAACUGUACCUCCUUGAUGAGUUCCAAAAGGGUCGCAAAGUCACAGACUUGUAUGAACUGGUGCAAUAUGCUGGCAAUAUUGUGCCCAGAUUGUAUUUACUCAUCACUGUCGGUUUGGUCUACAUCAAAACAAAUUACGCUCUGAGGCGAGAUUUGUUGAAAGAUCUGGUGGAAAUGUGUCGAGGGGUGCAGCACCCAUUACGGGGACUUUUUCUUCGCAAUUAUCUCCUGCAGUGUACGAGGAAUGUACUGCCAGACGCAGCCGACACAGACGUGGACACUCCUGAAGGCACAGUCAAGGAUUCAGUUGAUUUUGUGCUGAUGAAUUUUGCCGAAAUGAAUAAGUUGUGGGUGAGAAUGCAACACCAAGGUCAUUCGAGAGAGAGGCAGCACCGAGAGAGGGAAAGAGAGGAACUGAAAAUUUUGGUCGGGACGAACUUAGUUAGACUGAGCCAAUUGGAGUCUGUUACGCUUGAAAAGUAUCAGAAGUUGGUUCUGCCGGGAAUUCUAGAACAGGUUGUUAGUUGUCGAGACGCCAUUGCUCAAGAAUACUUAAUGGAAUGCAUUAUCCAAGUAUUCCCUGACGAAUUUCACAUCAAGACCUUAAACCCCUUUUUAAAAUCGUGCGCUGAACUAGAGGCAGGUGUCAAUGUAAAAAAUAUAGUCAUCAGUUUAAUGGAACGCUUAGCGUCAUUUAGUCAACGGGCGGAUACUCAAGGGGGCGAAGGAGCCACUAUUUUGCAACAGGUCCAACUCUUUGAAGUAUUUUCCGACCAAGUGGCCUCGAUCAUAACGACACGUCAGUACUUGCCACCUGAGGACAUGAUAGCCCUCCAAGUCGCUUUGGUUAAUUUAGCCUUGAAAUGUUAUCCCGAUCGAAUCGAUUACAUAGACAAAGUUAUGUUAACGAGUGUUGAGGUUUUCCAACGUUUAGGUCUUGAACAUCUCGAAUCUAGUUCUUUAGUUUCCAAAGAACUACAAAAGUUGUUGAAAAUACCCCUUGAUAAUUAUAAUAAUUUGUUGAUUAUACUGAAGCUAAAACACUAUGCUGGGUUGAUGCAGCAUUUGGACUACACAGGACGGAAAUUGUUGAGUAUUUAUAUAUUAAAUAACGCGCUUGAUAAUGAGACUGUUAUUCCGACUCAAGAGGAGACUGAGCAGGCUUUGAAUCUUCUAAGUCCUUUAGUUAACGAUAAAGAAGAGCAGCCACUUGGUGAGGUCGAUUUGGAGGAGUUGGCUGAAGAACAGUGUCUUCUGGCGAGGUUUAUUCAUCAGUUGCGUUCGAAUGUGGCAGAUGACCAGUACCUGAUUCUCACAGCGGCGCGGAAGAUUUUAGGAGGCGGCGGCCCCCAACGCAUGAAAUACACUCUCCCGCCGCUCCUCUUCCAAGCUUACCUACUCGCCUACAAAUACAAAGAGCUAAAAGACGAAAAAUGGGAAAAGAAAUGUCAAAAGAUCUUCCAGUUCUGCCACUCGACGAUCACGGCUUUGGUCAAAGCAGAACUGGCUGAGCUCCCUCUGAGACUUUUUCUUCAAGGGGCUCUCGCUAUCGAUCAGAUCGGUUUCGAGAAUCACGAAACCGUAGCCUACGAGUUCAUGUCUCAAGCGUUUUCGUUGUACGAAGACGAAAUAUCCGAUUCGAAGGCACAGUUGGCCGCCAUUACGCUAAUCGUGGGCACCCUGGAGCAAAUCAGUUGUUUCUCAGAGGAAAAUUCCGACCCGUUGAGAACGCAGUGCGCUUUAGCGGCCAGCAAACUACUGAAAAAACCCGAUCAGUGCAGAGGUGUCGCCACCUGUUCGCAUCUCUUCUGGAGUGGGAAGAGUCUAGCUAGUAACCGAGAGGAGACCCACGACGGCAAAAGGGUGGUGGAGUGUUUGAAAAAAGGCCUGAGGAUAGCAAAGCAGUGCAUGGACGUCAGUGUUCAAGUGCAGUUGUUUGUUGAGCUCUUGAAUCACUACAUUUAUUUCUUUGAGAAGGGGAACGAUCAAGUGAGCGUGCAGAUUCUGAAUCAGGUUAUCGGGAAGAUUAAGGAAGAGUUGCCGAAUCUGGAGAAUUCGGAUGAGACUGAACAGAUCACGAAGCAUUUUAAUAAUACUUUGGAGCAUUUGAGGUCGAGAUUGGAGACGCCUGAUGCGGAUGGGGUGUCAUACGAAGGGCUGGAAGUUUAAUUGUUUAAAAUGAAAUUUUAGAUUAGUUGUGUAAUAAGACUAUACUUGUUUGUUAAUUAUAUUAAUUUUUUAAUAUAUGUAUAUUAUGAACGCUUAAAUAUAUGAAAGCACCAAUGA